Molecule: messenger RNA, 2133 nt
Organism: Populus euphratica (Euphrates poplar)
Lineage: Eukaryota; Viridiplantae; Streptophyta; Magnoliopsida; Malpighiales; Salicaceae
Product: laccase-2-like
Exons: 6
Coding region: 108-1850 (580 amino acids)
Biological process (GO): lignin catabolic process
Cellular component (GO): apoplast
Molecular function (GO): copper ion binding; hydroquinone:oxygen oxidoreductase activity
Source: RefSeq, a predicted model, not a curated record
CUCCAUACAUUCUUCAUCCGUUGGCUAGCUUCCUCCUCCUCCAAUUUCUUCCCUACCAAACAGUGUGUAAGAGACAUAUUUCAAGAGAAAGCAGUGAAAGGUCCGAAAUGGGCAACUCUCCGCGUCCCACAGUAUUGCCUUCAAUGGCAGCUCUGCAGCUCUUUUGUUUUUUCAUUUUCUCUUUAGUGCCGGACUUUGCAGCGGCCAUAACAAGGCAGUACACUUUCAAUAUCACAUACAAGAAUUUUACGAGAUUAUGCCACACAAGGAGCCUAGUGACAGUAAAUGGAAAGUUCCCAGGUCCUCGCCUGGUAGCAAGGGAAGGUGAUCAAGUUCUAGUUAAGGUGGUCAAUCAUGUUGCUGAAAAUAUCACCAUUCACUGGCAUGGUGUAAGGCAGCUAACAAGCGGUUGGGCAGAUGGUCCAGCUUACAUAACACAAUGUCCCAUACAAACUGGCCAGGCAUAUACGUACAAUUUCACCAUCACUGGGCAGAGAGGAACACUCUUGUGGCAUGCUCACAUUUCAUGGCUAAGAUCAUCACUCUAUGGACCCAUUAUUAUUCUACCAAAGCUCAAUGAGUCCUACCCAUUUAAGAAACCCUACAAGGAAAUCCCCAUUCUUUUUGGAGAAUGGUUUAAUGUAGAUCCAGAAGCUGUAAUUGCCCAGGCUCUUCAAACCGGGGCAGGUCCAAAUGUUUCAGAUGCGUACACCAUCAAUGGCCUUCCAGGGCCUUUAUACAAUUGUUCUGCUAAAGAUACAUACAAACUGAAGGUAAAGCCGGGAAAAACCUACCUUCUCCGACUAAUCAACGCUGCACUCAACGAUGAGCUCUUUUUCAGCAUUGCGAACCACACUCUCACCGUCGUUGAAGCUGAUGCUGUUUAUGUCAAACCUUUUGAAGCUGACACGCUCCUCAUCACUCCAGGCCAAACUACAAAUGUUCUACUCAAAACCAAGCCACAUCUCCCUAAUGCAACCUUUUACAUGUUUGCCGGGCCUUAUUUCUCAGGCAUGGGGAGCUUUGACAACUCUACCACCGCUGGUUUCCUGGUUUAUAAACAUCCAUCUGGUAAUAAUCACUUGAAAAAGCUUCCUUCACUCAAGCCAACUCUGCCACCAACCAAUGCUACUGGAUUCGUUGCGAAUUUCACCAAGAAAUUCCGUAGCUUAGCCAACGCUAAAUUUCCAGCUAAUGUGCCACAAACAGUGGACAGGAAAUUCUUCUUCACUGUGGGACUUGGGACUCACCCGUGCCCUAAAAAUACAACCUGUCAGGGACCAAACAAUAAUACCAAAUUUGCUGCUUCGAUUAACAAUGUGUCAUUUGUAUUACCCUCUGUGGCUCUUCUCCAAUCCUACUUCUUUGGACAGUCAAAUGGUGUCUUCACCUCCGAUUUUCCUCAGAACCCAACAAUACCAUUCAAUUAUACGGGUACGCCACCAAAUAAUACUAUGGUUAGCAAUGGUACAAAAACAGUGGUGUUAGCAUUCAACACGAGCGUGGAGUUGGUAAUGCAGGGCACAAGCAUACUCGGUGCCGAAAGUCACCCACUCCAUCUGCAUGGCUAUAAUUUCUUUGUGGUUGGACAAGGUUUUGGCAACUAUGAUCCCAACAAAGAUCCUUCCAAUUUUAAUCUGGUCGACCCUGUGGAAAGGAACACGGCAGGAGUUCCAGCUGGUGGCUGGGUCGCUAUUCGCUUCCUAGCGGACAAUCCAGGGCUGUGGUUCAUGCACUGCCAUCUUGAUGUGCACACUAGCUGGGGGCUACGAAUGGCAUGGAUAGUCUUGGAUGGACCCCAACCGAAUCAAAAAAUACCACCACCACCGUCUGACCUUCCGAAGUGCUGAUUGUGGCUGAUCACUGGUCGGCAUACCAUCAUUUGUGAAUUCUUGUUUUUAAUGCCUUAAUAAUUAUGAGAUUUUUUUGAGCGUAAGGGAGAAGGCGAGGCUGGUAAAAUUGAGAAAACGAAAAGAAAGUAAGGGGUUGAUUUUGCCUUGUUUGUUUGUGACUUGUUGCUAGUGGGUUUGGUCGAGAGUCAAAUUAAAACUGAGAUUCGAAAGAGCAGCUCAGUUGGAUACAUCGGAUGGAUUAAUCACGCUUAUCAAUAAUAUUUAUUCGAUAUUUGGCUCA